AUGGGUGGGCAGGGAGGGAUUGACAUGGCAGGGAGGGGUGUGGAGGAGGAGGGGGAGAGUGCGGUGAGAGGGAGGAGCAAUUGGAUGGAGGAGACGGGGAAGAGCCGGGGGCAGAUGGAGGCGAGAGGCGUGACGUGUCUGUACGUGAAGCGCAGUAUCCGGCAGUUUGAAGAGAUCAGCUACGAUGGCACCGUUAUUGUGCGGCGCGAGUGUGAGUAUGGGGCUGCAAGGAGCGAUGAUUCUUCGGCUCCCGUCCCACUUUCCCAUCCGCCCUCCCUUUCCCCACUCCCCUCCCAUUCCCCAUUCCCCUCCCUUUCCCCACUCCCCUCCCAUUCCCCACUCCCCUCCCAUUCCCCAUUCCCCUCCCUUUCCCCAUUCCUCUCCUUUUCCCCACCCCCCUCCCUUUCCCCACCCCCCUCCCUUUCCCCCAACCGUCUCCCAGGUGUAUGGGGACGUGAGGCCUGGGGCAGUGGUAGGCAGGACGUGGUGCGAGCAGCAGGGGACGUCAUAGUUCUCGGGCGGCUUGCAGAGAGGGAUUGGCAGAGAGGGAUUGGCAGAGAGGGAUUGGCAGAGAGGGAUUGGCAGAGAGGGAUUGGCAGAGAGGGAGGGAUUGGCAGGACAGGUGCAGGGGACGUGUAUGGGGAUGUGUAUGGAGACGUGAGUCCAGGGGCAGUGGUGAGAGCAGCAGGGGACGUCAUAGUUCUGGGGCGGCUGGCAGGCAAGGUGCAUGCGGGGAACGGUGGAAACCGGCGCAGUGUGGUGGUGGCGCUGUGCAUGGAGCCCAGUGUGGUGGCCAUUGCCACUGAAGUGGUGUCUGGCGCACAGGGGAAGGCGGCAGGGCAUCCCGAAGUCGCUUCCAUAGAUUCAUCCGGGCAUAUAUGCAUAGAGCCCGCCGGCCCCAACAGGCAGGUGCAGGUGAACGGCAAGGGGAGGGCGGAUCCGGUGAUGGCACACCUGGCCAGCACGCACCUGAUGGACGUCUCUUGGAAUGUGGAGCCUCCCCCAGCCGCCGCUGCUGCAGCGAGGAAGAAGCUCUCUCGGACGGCUGUGGCCUCGCUGGUCACGGGGGCGUACAUCUGUGUGGCUGGCGCCAUGGCUCUCGCGUUUCCCACCUUCACGUUUGUUUCUGUGCUCUCGUGGCAUCCGGGGCAGUUCCAGCCAUGGUUUUGCUUGUAA
This is a messenger RNA of Closterium sp. Naga37s-1, 1176 nucleotides long. Lineage: Eukaryota; Viridiplantae; Streptophyta; Zygnematophyceae; Desmidiales; Closteriaceae. The record is from the annotation of a GenBank genome assembly.